CAUAUUUGUUAGCAAGAGGUUUCUUAAGCUGAAGAAAUCUUUGUCAAUCGAAAGGUGUUCAGUAUUUUGAUUAAUGGACAACUGUCGCGUCUUACUGUACUAAAAUUGUUCCAAAGGGGCUAAGGUUGCCUGGAAGCAUUGGUAUGAAAACAAUAGAUGUGAAUUCACCAUCAGGAUAUACUGUCUGAGCUUCGCGGAGUGUGGAGUGCAUUCGGUAUCAAACUGGUCUUAGACAGCAAUUCUCGCUCGGAGUAUAUUUCGGUAAAUUUAUCAGAUGGAUGAAGUUCGUAUGCCUUACCACAUUGUUAAUUUCUGGCUUUUGGACUUGACAGCAAGUUUCCUUGUAUUUGUGAGCGCGUGGUACGGCAAAAUAAAACGGCGAAGGAUACAAACAGAUGAAGUUGGCGAUUAUGUUAUCACUGUAGUCAAAGAAAAGAAAGUAGGCGAAGGAGAAGAAACAUCGGAGUCACUUUGUCAGGGAUCAUUACGUCGGCUUUUUCUGUAUACGACGUAUUUUGUAAUGAUGGCUGCCUCUGUUGUUCUCUUUGAUUGUUAUCCUUAUUUUAUGAUAUUUUUCCAACACGUAACAGUGAUUUUCUGCAUUUUGAUAACAUUUUUUCAAUGGUUUCAACCUCGGUUGGCGAUGUUCAUUGGAGGGACUUUCUCAACACUCUGGCUUUUGAGCGGGGCCACGACAUUUCGUUGGGUCCUAAAUGAUAUUAUAAUCGCUUUUUUCGGGCUGCUUGUUGGAUACUUGCACUUUAAAAAUUUCCCAUCGCUUCAAAUGUUUCUGUGGCUGGCAGUGGUCUAUGAUGUCUGUCUGGUGAAAAACGUAUAUCUAGGUGUCCCUUCUCUGUUUAGCACAGGGAAAGGGGAGACAAACUGUGAAACGGUUUUUUGCAAGGCGUUGGAACUCAGUGAAGCUUGGGAAUUGCCAACUAUUUUCACAUUCAAAUUAGGCCCACGGGAGGAACACGUCUAUCUUGGAGCUGGUGAUAUAAUUAUCGGCUGCAUGGUAUCGAACUUCUCUCAGAUGUUUUUCAGGUCUUCAAAAUACUUGUCUGCAACAGUUUUGACAUACGCAAUAGCCAUUGCUUUACUGAGCCAAGUCGGCGACGAGCCGUAUCCAGCUCUUGUUACAAUUGUUCCUCUGUGCAGCCUUCAGUUGGUCUUGUCGGCCAUUCUUUCCCACAAAACCAGGAGUUUGCUUUCUUUAAAGUGCUUGGAUAGCGAAAGAGAGCGGGAAGGGCAUGACAUGAAUAUUCUUCUUUGAAUCUACAAGGCAUUAACAGCCUAAGGUACUUACGUCAGAAAACUUUGACAAUCGGCUUUCAAAUAAUACCGAAUACGAAUAUGAAAUAAUUGCUUGCAAGGGUACGAGGAACUAAUAGUGUGAGAAUAUGCGA
Molecule: messenger RNA, 1406 nt
Organism: Pocillopora damicornis (cauliflower coral)
Lineage: Eukaryota; Metazoa; Cnidaria; Anthozoa; Scleractinia; Pocilloporidae
Biological process (GO): membrane protein proteolysis
Cellular component (GO): Golgi-associated vesicle membrane; cytoplasmic side of endoplasmic reticulum membrane; lumenal side of endoplasmic reticulum membrane
Molecular function (GO): aspartic endopeptidase activity, intramembrane cleaving
Source: RefSeq, a predicted model, not a curated record